Messenger RNA from Botrytis byssoidea, 2409 nucleotides. RefSeq lists its product as uncharacterized. The transcript is spliced from 2 exons. Lineage: Eukaryota; Fungi; Ascomycota; Leotiomycetes; Helotiales; Sclerotiniaceae. Bases 1 to 2409 code for a protein of 802 amino acids. The record is from RefSeq and is a predicted model, not a curated record. Gene Ontology annotation, molecular function: protein binding.
AUGCGCUCCCAAUUGACCCGCAGAGUCUUCCGUGGACUUUUGUCAAACGAAGGCCUUAUAUUACCAUGCCAAAAUCGAGCGCCAUCGUCAUUAACACUCCGACGUCGCCGGAAUGCACUCCCUACAGUAUCUUACGCACCUCGUCGUUCUCUUUUUGGAUUUUCUCGGAAACCUCCACGACAACCAAAAGCGCCAGACUUGGAACCCGGAAUGAAAAAAAUGGCAGAAUUUAGCUUGAUGACGAAGAUUCACGCACGAACUGCGAAUAAAGAUGAUAUGCUCAAAGCUUUCAAUGAAUUUUUCAAACAUAAGGUCGAUACAGAGCGAGCAGUAAAUAAUAUCGAGGCGGGGCAUGCGUUGAGGACUUUAAAGUAUCUGGUUAGUUGUGGGUUGGGGGACGGACACCUUAAGGACUUUAUGACGGCUUUGAAAGCCUUGACGAUUAUUCCUAAAGAUGAGACGAACGAUUUCCUAGAACUGGCAAGACUUCUCUUCCUAGAGAUCAAGAAGCUGUCGGAUUUAUCUGGAUCUAAUGAGAAUGCGCCAAGUUAUGAACGCUUUAUAAAGAUACUGAGUGGGGUUGGGAAAUCUCUGGAGGCUAGAGAGCUCUGCGAAGAGGAGGCUCAAAAUUUUCUAGAGGAUGAGAAAUCUUCCUCGGGAUCCUCGAUUAAAGAGUACAGUGCCACGCAGCGCAAAAUCAUGAAACGGAACUGGUUUACCGUUUUAUCUGGAUUUGCGCGAGAAGGGAACGAGGUGGAACUAAUGAAGACAUACGAGAGAUUGGAAGAGCUACGCAUAGGACGUAAUAACACCAGCAAGGAAAUUGUCGUCAAGUUUUAUACGUCUAGGGACCGUGUUCCGGAAGCGCAAGCAUGGUUUGAGAAAGUUUUCUAUGAUCCGGUGGAACUUACCCCCAGCAUACUGCAAGAUAUACUCAAAUUUUGUCUUCGUCAUGAGGAACUGCUAGACUGGUGUAAAGGUAUCUUUCGCAAAGUUCUCGAAUCAGAAAAAUUGCAAAAGGAAAAGUGGGAUGUUGUGUUUCAAUGGGCUGCAAGUGCUAUGGACAAGGGCGUUGAAGAUGUGGAACGUAUGAUGCGUAUCAUGGAGAAGCGCUAUCCUGACGAUCAUUCUAUGAGACCUGAUAUUGACACUAUCAAUGGUUUGGUCGAAUAUGCAAUAUCGAAAAAUGAUCCAUAUCUUGCAGAACGUUAUAUCGCAUUGGGGCAAAAGUUUAAUAUUCGUCCAAAUGCAAGAACUUUCAUCCUGCAGAUGGACUAUCGAGUUGGUGCUGGAGAUCUUUCGGGUGCCCAUGCAUCCUAUAACCUGCUCCAAGGCGAGGAAAUUUAUAAAGAUGAGGAUUUGCCCGUCAUUAAUAGAUUUGUCCGAGCACUCUGUGCCUCUGAAAAUCUGCCUUACAACGAGAUUUCAUCAAUCAUUUCCGAUCUUGACGAGCGUAAUGCAAGGUUAGAGGCGGAUACUGUUUCGUCACUCUCUACAAUGUACAUUGCCCGUAACGAACUUCAUGAUGUAGUAGAUUUGCUACAAGUCAAUACUUACCACUAUACCCUUUUAGAGCGAGCUCAGAUACGAGAUGCGAUACUCGCUUUUUGUUUUGACAGAAACAACCAUGAGGAUCGUAUAUGGGAUGCUUAUCGUGUCGUCACCCACAUUUUUGACGAGACCGAUGUUCCUACACGGACGCGCAUUAUGAAUGAGUUUUUUGAUCGCAAAAGAUCGGAUAUGGCUUGUCAUGUCUUUGGUCACAUGCGGCAACAUAUCAGCCCUAACAGACGUCCUGUGUUAGAGACUUACAUAGACUGUUUUGUUGGUAUAGCAUCAUGUGCCGAUGCCGAUUCUCUCGAUAUGGUUCACAAUAUGUUGAAAAUGGACAGUACCAUAGAACCUAAUACCCGUCUAUACAACUCUUUAAUGCUGGCUUAUACAGCUUGCGAAGAUGCUAGUCGAUCUCUACAUUUCUGGGAUGAUAUCACAAAUUCUCGCGAAGGACCUAGUUACAAGAGUCUGGAAAUAGUGUUUCAAGCAUGCCAGAGGAAACCUUUUGGGGAUGGACCAGCAAGGGAGAUUUGGGCUAAGAUGAAAAGGAUGGAGAUUGAAAUCACGAGGGAAGUUCAUGCUGCUUAUGCUGGUGCAUUAGCUGGACAAGGAAAAUUAGAUGAGGUCAAGGUGUUGGUGGAGGCUAUGGAGAAGGAUGUUGGGUUUGGCCCAGAUAUAUUGACCAUUGGAACGAUUUAUAAUGCAAUUCAAGGCUCAAAUAGGAAAGACUUGGUGGCGGAAUGGACAAGGGAAUUAUAUCCAGAGGUAUGGAAGGAGGCGGAGAAACUGGGAUUUACGGAACAUGAGGAGGGUCACAUGGUGUUGAAUAUGCCAGAGAGGAAACUUAGAGCUUGA